AUAAUUUGAAAUAACCUCAAAGUCUGUUCUUUUGAUCAAAGUCAUGCAUAAUCUGAGUAGGUGAAAUAUUACCAAGUAUACAUAAAUAAAUACAGUAAAAUCCUCAAAAAUUGUGUAGGCAAUAAGAAAUUCACGUGAAAAAUAAAAAGUAAAAAGGAUGUCUCAUAGUAGAAUAUUUCAGCGCAACCGCGCUUUAGGAUAUGUAAGCAAUCACAUACCAGCAGUAACAAGAUAUAUUCAGAGAAGAAAAGAGAAUUUAAUUGUCACUUGUACUGGUAGAAGUUUUCAUACAUAUGGUUGUUCUCAUUUUACAUUACUCAGUGUGUCACCAGCCCAUCCUGAGGACAUAACAUGCCUCGCUGCUGAUACUUAUCAUAUUUAUACUGCUAGUGGUAACAAAGUUUAUGCUUGGCGAAGAGGAAGUGAACUGAAACAUACUUAUAGUGGUCAUGAGUGUCAAGUCCAUCUUCUCCUACCUUUUGGACCUCACUUGAUAUCUAUCGACGAUGAUAGUUAUAUGAAAAUAUAUGAUAUCAAAAGUGAAGAGCUUGUAUCAGAAUCAAAUUUCAGUAACAAAGUAUUCAAGAUUACUGUCAUUGCACAUCCAUAUACUUAUAUAAACAAAAUAGUGCUUGGAAGUGAACAAGGACAGAUACAGAUAUGGAAUAUCAAAACUAUGAAGAUGGUUCAUACAUUUAACGGUUGGAACUGUGCAAUAAGUGUCAUUGAACCAGCACCUGCUAAAGAUGUAGUAGCUGUAGGUUUGACAAAUGGUAGAAUUAUUUUACAUAAUUUGCUGUACGAUGAAACCUUAUUUGAAGUCGUGCAAGAUACAGGCUUGGUAACUUCAAUUUCUUUUAGAACCGAUGGACAUAGUAUAAUGGCAAGUGGAAAUCUAGAAGGGGAUAUUUGUUUGUGGGAUCUAAAUAAGCGUAAAGUUGAGAGUCAGAUUAAGAAAGCUCAUUUUAGCUCAGUCUGUGGAUUGAAGUAUCUCCCUAAUGAACCAUUAAUGAUUUCUUCGUCAUCUGAUAAUACGUUAAAAUUGUGGAUAUUUGACAUGGCUGAUGGUGCAGGAAGAUUAUUAAGAUAUAGAGAAGGACAUGCAGAACCUCCCACAACCAUCAGGUUUUAUGGAAAUGAUGGACACAAUAUCUUGUCUAUAAGUGGAGAUGCUACUUUAAGAAUAUUUUCAACUCAAACUGAGACAUUUAAUAAAAGUUUGGGAAGAGCUUCAUACAAUAGAAAAGCUUCUAAGAAAAAAGGGAGAUUAGAAAAUGAUACCUUGAUAAUGCCAAGAAUGGUAGAAAUGGCUGCUGAACCUACAAGAGAGAAGGACUGGGAUAAUAUUGUAACAACCCACACAACUCUGGGAAUGGUUACCACAUGGUCAUAUGAUAAACUCAAAAUGGGAGAACUUAAGUUACUUCCUGAAAAAUUCAAAUUUAACAUGAAUGUUGUUGCUAGUGCAGUAACACUAACUCAGUGUGGCAACUUUGCUUUAGUUGGAUACAACACUGGCCAUGUUGAGAAGUUUAACAUUCAAUCUGGGCAGCAUAGGUGUUCCUAUGGUGGAGAAAAAGGAGCACACGAUGGUGCUGUAAAAGGAAUUAGUGUUGAUUCUUUGAAUGUUAUAGUUAUUACUGGUGGAAAAGAUGCAAAAGUUAAAUUCUGGCAUUUCAAACCUAUGAAAGAUAUAAGGCCAAUUAAAAUAAUUAACAUGGAGGAGCCUGUAGAGUGGAUUCGAGCUCACAGAGAAAAUUCUUUAAUUGCCGUGGGUCUCCAAAAUUUUACGAUUAGUAUUAUUGACAUUGACACAAAACGAAUUGUACGAAAAUUUGAAGGACAUACCGGUCGGCUCACAGAUGCAACAUUCAGUCCAGAUGCAAGGUGGCUCGUCAGUGGUGCUAUGGAUCGCACGAUACGAAUUUGGGAUAUACCGUCUGCACAAUUAAUAGAUAUUUUUCAAGUACCCGAUGCAUGCAUCUCAUUAAGCUUUUCACCAACUGGCGAGUUCCUGGCUAGUACUCAUGUCUGCAACCUUGGAAUCCAUUUGUGGUCCAAUCGUACUUUAUACUCGCACGUGUCUCUCAAGGCUAUUAAAUCUGAAGACAAAAUUCCUUCGAUUUCUUUACCAGGCUCCACCGUCGACAUAAUUGAAGAAACAGAUGAACAUGCAGUCAUGCAAAUCGAUGACGAUAGCGAGGAUGACGAAGAUUCCAAAGAAUACAUCUCCCCAAUACAACUCAGCUCCAAACUUAUUACCUUGUCUGGUCUAGCGGCAUCUCGUUGGCUCAAUUUGUUGGAUAUUGAUUUGGUGAAAAAGAGAAACAAACCAAAAGAAGCACCAAAAGUUCCAAAAGCCGCUCCAUUUUUUUUACCUACAGUAGCAGGUCUACAAACCAAGUUUGACUUUUCUGACGUGCAAAAUAACAAAGACAACAGUAAACUGCUGAUUCAUCCAGAUUUCCAAAACUUAACGCCAUUUGGUCGAUUGUUGCAAAAAUCUGUUGAGAGUAACAAUUUUACGGAAGCUGUGGCGAAACUUAAAGAGAUGGGACCGAGUGCAGUGGACGCUGAAAUACAAACGUUAGCUUUUGACCUUCAAAUUGCUACGCCAAUGCUUCUGCAGUUUAUGAAGUUGCUUAAGUCGAUGUUGAAGAGUAAAGUAGACUUCGAGCUUGCACAAAGUUAUUUGGCUUUGUUUCUGAAACAACAUGGAACUAUGAUUACUGAGGAACAGGAAUUGGCUGAUUAUCUUGAAGAGUUGGAGAAAGUGCAGCUUAAAAGUUGGAACGUUCUGAGUGAGAAAUUAUCCUACAACUUAAGUGUUGUCCAGCAUUUAAAAAGGACUUAA
Molecule: messenger RNA, 2854 nt
Organism: Phymastichus coffea
Lineage: Eukaryota; Metazoa; Arthropoda; Insecta; Hymenoptera; Eulophidae
Product: WD repeat-containing protein 36
Exons: 4
Coding region: 158-2854 (898 amino acids)
Biological process (GO): rRNA processing
Cellular component (GO): Pwp2p-containing subcomplex of 90S preribosome; small-subunit processome
Molecular function (GO): protein binding
Source: RefSeq, a predicted model, not a curated record